Molecule: messenger RNA, 3876 nt
Organism: Siniperca chuatsi (mandarin fish)
Lineage: Eukaryota; Metazoa; Chordata; Actinopteri; Centrarchiformes; Sinipercidae
Gene: inpp5l
Product: inositol polyphosphate-5-phosphatase L
Exons: 16
Coding region: 492-1676 (394 amino acids)
Biological process (GO): phosphatidylinositol dephosphorylation
Molecular function (GO): inositol-polyphosphate 5-phosphatase activity
Source: RefSeq, a predicted model, not a curated record
UUAACAUAAGGAAGACUGUAAUUGACUGCUCGCAGCAAAUGGGCGGAGGCGGAGCAGCACCAACACUGAGUGUAACCGCUUGACCCGGUAAUCUGAGCGUUUGUCAAGGCAGUAGCAGAUGCGCUGUCCAGGCUGGUUUUAAGUCCGGUAAGAAGCUACUAGUCCAAUUAACCGAGAGGAGGCGGAAAUCUGCGCAUGUCGGCUAAUAAACUAACUUUCUGCUCUUCGGCUCGGCGAUGGAUAUGAGCGCCGCUGCGGCAUAUGAUGACGACUUGACACGACAGCCCGCCAUCACCAAACAAGUUGGACCAGAAGCGACACAGUAUCAUCAGUGAGAUGCUGGUGAAUUUUGCGCGGUGAUAGUCGCGAUUUUGGGCUCACACAAUAAGCCUGCAUAAGCUCCUGGAGAGUAGCUGUUAUAGGCCUGGACGCGCAUCAUUUGGCGACGCUGCUGAGUUUCCUCGAGCCGUUUGUGAAGGUGGAUCGUUAACAUGGAAACACACACUGAUGUGCUGCUCGUCACCGCAAAUGUCGGGUCACUCUUUGACAAUGUGGGUGAAAUUCAAAAUGAAUGGUUACAAGAAUUGUAUAAGACUAUCCACAGCUACAAGCCGAAGUUCAUCGCCCUGCACUUCCAGGAGGUGGGAGGGAAGGACUACAUGGUCAACAUGAGCCACGCUGAAAACUUCUUUUGGAGCAUUGAGUCCAGUGAGGAAAUGAAAGACUUUGACAGGGUCUGCAUCUAUGUGGACAACCAGUUCCAAGCAGAAGACAGCUUCACAGCUUUGGGGAGCAUGUACUUCAUCCACAAGACACUGAAAAACAUCUAUCAGUAUGAUUUUAAUGUUAAGGAUUUUAAAGCAGUGUCGGGGCAGAACAAGUACAUGGGCUCUCUGGAUGGGGUCGCCACAGUGGAGAAAGAAAAAUUCCCAAAGAAUUUCUGGCCUGAUUUCAAGUGGUCCAGAAAGGGCUUCAUGAGGACCCGCUGGAUCAUACACAACCAAGGACUGGACUUGGUCAAUGUCCACCUGUUCCAUGAUGCCUCCAACCUCAUUGCCUGCAACUCCAGUCCUUCCAUUUAUUCAGCCAACCGCAAAAACGCUCUCAGAUAUGUCAUCAACAGGAUAUCAGACAGCCACUACACUCCUCUGCCUUUCUUCCUGUUUGGAGAUUUCAACUUCCGUCUGGACACACUUAGUCUUGUCCAGCAUCUGUCCACUUCGGCAGAUAUGCAGACAGUGAAGAAGGACAGCAGUAAUGAAGUGGAGAAAAUCAUCUGCGAAGAAAAAGACAACGACCACCAGGUGCUCCUCCACAUUGAGGAGAAGCUGUUUACCUAUCUGCACCAGGCAGUUUUCAGGGAGGACAAUGGCAGAGCACUUUUGAAAUAUGACAAAGAAGUCGCAGCCUUUCAUGAUGUUAUAAGGGAAGAGGACAUCAAGUUUCCACCCAGCUACCCCUACAGUGAAGAGUACACUAAACCGACCCAGUACAUGAACACUCGCUGUCCUGCCUGGUGUGAUCGUAUCCUCAUGUCACACACAGCCCAAGAAUUAAUCCACAAGAGAGAUGAUGGUGAGAAGAGCGUUGUUUAUGACACAGUGGGCCCUAAUAUCUGUAUGGGAGACCAUAAGCCGGUUUUCUUGUUCUUCUCACUGAAGACAAACGAACAUUGACUCGGAUCCUUCACAAUGGUCUAUGACUGCACCAUCCUCAGAGCUCUGCCACAGUAUCAGUACCAGAGGUUAAUCAGCAUGAUGGUUACCUGCCACAACCCACCCAUCAGCCAGCUGCGGGUCUUGACACAGUUAGUCCCCACUGUUAAAACCCCGUCCUCACAUCACUGGUGUCUCACAUCUGAUCUCACUGUUUCAUACUGUCGACCACAGCUGGAGUGACACGAGCACAGAUUUUUUAGCCGCUGUCAUGGAUUUCUGAGGCAGUUGUCCAGAUUCUCCAACUCGCUCUCAGAUCUUAAGUCCCCUGACCUGAAACCUCAGUGUCACUGAGGAUGUUCCUGUUUUUUGAACGUCCCCGAACAAUGACGUAAAGACUGCAGUGUGUGACUGUGGACCAGCCCCUUGGACCAGCCCCCACAUGGAUGGGUACAUGCAUAUGCAAAGUUUUGAUUAGAGUGAUUUUAAUUGUUGCAUUUUAAAAUAUAUGCCUUUUUUACCAGCAGUGUCAGAUAACCCCAGACCAAGGCAUCACAAAUGUACUCAUUCCUUAUUUAAUUUAUGAAAUCUCUCCAGUCAGUCAGGCCACUUUGUAGCAACUGAACUGGAUAGCUUCCACUCAGUCAGUUUUAAAUUAGCAGUUGAAUUCAGCCAAUCAGAAUCCAGUAUUGUGAAACUCCAGUGUAAAUAACUUCUAGCUAAACAUUAUGAAGAACAUUAGUGUUAUUAUAAACCACAGUGAAUGUAAAGACAAAAAAUAUGGGAUCUUUAAUAUCAAGUUUUGGACCAGGCCUACUGACUGUGUGCAUGCUAUUUUGUAUUUUAUGAAAUUUUUUGUUCAGGUAUUUAUACUUAAAUACUUUUUAAAGUUGUUUACUGUCAGGGUAAGCAGGAUAUUUUAAACACAGGGAAACACAGUAGAGGAAUGCUGCUAUUCUGUUCAUUAUUCAUGAAUGAUUUCUUACUGACAUGUUAUUGUUUUUCAUACAUGUAGCUACUUCAUCACAGUGGCUUUAACUAUGUCACGUCUCUUGAUUACAGAACAAAAUCUAUUAUAGAAUUGAUUUUGAUAAAUGUAAAUGACGAUUUUAAUAUCGAAAUGAUGUAGAAAAGACACUAGACAGUGGACAAAAGGCCAAUAACAUUUUAAAGCAACAACAAACCGACUGCAGCAGUUUUGUCUGUUUAUGAAUGCUGUGGUAGAUGCUGAAUUAAUUCAUAUAACACAGCAGCAGAGUGUUUCACCCUGUUGAAUUUAAAGUAGCAUUCUUUUGCUGUUUUUUCCAUGUACCAAUAAUAAUACCAAGUGCUUUAUUCCACAAGCUAUAACUCAGCAGUUCUCCAUGUUUCAGUUUCCUCACUCAGAAAGUUCCCUUUACAGUUUGUCUGCACAGAAAUCUCUUCCACCCUGUUCUGGUUGGCAUCGACCUUAUUUCAUUGCCAAAAGAAUUAUACUGUAGGCCUCACAUGUUUACUUCUAACUCUAGUUAAUGAGUGUGGGUGUUUCCAUCACAUGGCUUCACUUGAAGUCCACAAAAUCCUGUAUAUAUACAGUAUAUGCACACAUGUGCACACCUACACACAAACAGAAGGUUUGCUUUUGGAUGUUUGUCUUAUUUUAUUUUGUUGAUUCAUAAUCUCAUACUUUAGCUGUGUAAUAUUUUUGAUGUGAGUUAUUGGUUAGAUUCUUUGAUCUGGCUUUAAUAAUGACUAAUUGAAAGAAUUUAAAAUAUGUUUUUGUGGUUUUUUACUUCCAUCCAUCCAUCCAUUAACCAUACCCGCUUAGGGUCGCGGGGUCGGCUGGAGCCAAUUCCCGGCUGACGUUUAUCAUAUAUAUUUUUGGAGUGUUUUGUGAAAUGUCUUUUGUGUUACACAGCUUGGUGGAACAGUACACCCCCUAUAUUCAUACAAUAACACUUUUCAUGCAUAAAUUCACAGAUAUUCAUAUUAAGGACUGUCAGUCAUAUCUGUACUGUGGGACUGAAGCCUUGCCAUAACAAGAUGAAGUUAAGAAUCAGUGAUGCAAAUGUCUGUGUGGAUUGAGAACAGUUUGUAAGUAAUAAACUUUAAGCGGUUCACUGUUGACCAGUCAUGGGAGUGGAGUUCAUUCUAAGGCCAGUAUUACCUUCAGAUUAACUCUGGUCAAACACUACAUCAUUGUGAUAUUUCACUUUUGUAAAUAAAAUAUUAACCUCUUAAA